CACUCGUGGCCGCAUCGUGUCCCAGCUGAUAUUGUGCGACAGUGCUACCAUACCAGAGACUUUCAUUCCUACGGGCACGUCAUGGGGCAUCCACCUCGACUCACGGGGACGACCCUAGCCUGCCUUCUGCUCAUCCUCGCCGUCGCCGAAUCUGCCAGUCGAUCAUGCACAGUCGGCUGUCGUGGAAUGCACCAUAGCAAAGCGUAUCAGGAAGGGCACACGUAUGUAUACAAUCUGGAAGGGUUGUCGGUGACGUCCGUCACCGAUGCACAAGGCGAAGCAUCCCUUAAACUGUCAGCUACCGUGGAAUUGUCCGUGAAACCGGAUUGUGUCCAGCAACUGCGACUGAAAAAUGUCGAAAUUAAUGGCGCGGCUCCAUCCACGCCAGACAUUGAACAGUACGCGGUCCAAUUCAAUUACCACAAUGGGCACAUCGACACGCAGCUCUGCACCCAACCAGGUGACUCGCAAGAGUCUCUUAACAUCAAGAGAGCAGUUGUCUCCUUGUUCCAAUCGGCCGUCAUGGAGGAGGCUGGUACAACGACACACCACGAGACCGACGUAAUGGGAUCCUGUCCAACGGAAUUCAACUUCCACAAGGAAGGCGAUACUUUGAUCGUCAACAAGAACAAGGAUCUCGCCCAGUGUGCAUUCCGCGAGAACGUGAACCUGGCCCUCGUGUCCGGAAGCACAGACACAGCAGCAGGUCUGAAGACUUCCCCUCUGCUGGGGUCGCGACAGGAAAUCGAGCAACGCUACAAACGAGGCGUCCUGAACAAGGCGACGACCAAGGAAGUGUACAACCUCAGACCCUUCAGCAACGGCAACGCAGGCGUGAAGACCGUCGUGGAGACCACGUUGACGUUGAAGAGCGAGAAGGAAGACAAUCCAACAGCAGAGGUGUCUCAGCCCAAGUCCCUGAUUUUCGAGGCACCACAGCCAACGUUGAAGUACAACGCGGACGAUAUCGGCAAAGCGUUGCAGGAAGCGAAGAACGAAGUGGCAGGAGGCGUGAAGACCGAAGCUGCCGAGAAAUUCGCGAACCUGGUGAAGACCCUGCGGAGGAGCAGCAAGAAAGACAUGUUAUCCGUGUACCAGAAGAUUCGAGCCGGCGCUGGCUUCGACAAAGAUGACCAGAAGCUCUUCCUCGAGGCCCUGUUCCACGCUGGAACCGGCGAAGCGGCUGAAGUGGGGGUAGAAUUGGUGAAAAACAAGGAAAUCUCAGGGGUCCAGUCGUACUUAUUCUACGCUAGUCUAGCUCUGAUACGAUACGUGCAACUGCCGUCAGUGGCUGCCGUGGCGAGCCUGCUGGACCAGCCUAACCUACCUAAACUGGGCUACCUUGGCGUUGGGCAAGUGAUCGGCAAGUACUGCCAGGAUAAUUCCUGCGAGAACGUACCUGAAGUGAAGCAGGCGGUGCACAAGAUACGCGAGAAAGUAGGCAACGGCAAGGCCAAGACCAGGGAACAGGAGAACCAGAUCAUCUCCGCUAUGAAAGCUCUGGGUAACUCCCAGUUCCUCGACGAUGCUACUCUGAACAAGCUAGGGCACAUCGCUGCUGACAAGAAUGUACGAAACCGUGUACGAGUGGCAGCCAUCGAGGCUCUGCCGACCAGGUGCUCGAUGAAGUGGAAGUCCAUCUUGUUCAAGGUGCUAGCUGAUAGAGAGGAAGACAGCGAGGUGAGGAUCAAGUCGUACCUGUCCUUGGUCGCCUGCCCCUGUCCACAGGUGGCUAAUCAACUGAAAGAGACGUUGGACAAAGAAGUGGUGAAUCAAGUGGGAUCGUUCAUCCAGAGUCACUUGAGGAACUUGAGAGCAUCGACUGACCCGAGCAAGUUGGACGCCAAGAAUCAACUUGGAUUGAUCAAGCCUCGAACGAAAUUCCCCGAGGACAUCCGUAAGUUCUCCUUCAACAACGAAUUGUCGUACAAGUUGGACUCGUUAGGCGUUGGUUCUACCAUGGAGAGCAACGUCAUAUACAGUCAGAACAGUUUCGUCCCGCGGUCGACGAACCUGAACAUGACGAUGGAGCUGUUCGGGCACAACUUCAACUUCCUCGAAUUGAACACGCGCAUGGAGAACCUGGACAGAGUGAUAGAACAUUAUCUUGGUCCUAAGGGAAAGCUGUGGCAGGUGGACUUGGACGACUUGACUGACAGUGGUACUAGCACGGCUAAGAGACUCGCUAAGUAUAUCAAAGAGCGAUACGACAAGGUUGUACGAGGGAAACGCGAGGUGAAGCAGGGAGAUUUGGACAGAUUCGCGAAGAACGUGCACUUGAGGAACAACGAGAUCGACCAGGACCUCGACGUUGACCUGUCUGUCAAGUUGUUCGGCGUAGAGCUCGCUUACCUGAGCUAUCAAGGUGACAGUACGAAACAGAGUCCGGAAGCCAUCAUCGAUAAAUUAUUCGACAAGCUUCAGAAGGGUUUCGACCUUACCAAGAAUCUGAAAUACGACUUCGAGGAUUACCUCCUAUUCCUCGAUUCCGAACUGGUAUACCCGACAGGUUUGGGCAGCGCCUUGAACCUUGGUGUCACUGGAACAAGCGCGCUUCGUUUGAAGACCCAGGGAAAAGUCGACCUCCAAGCUAUACUCGCAGACCCCAAGAACGCCAACUUCAGAGUCGCUCUUGAGCCCAGUGUUUCCGUCAGAGUCGUUGGAAAAAUGAUCGUACAGGCACCUGGAGCCGAAUCUGGAAUGAAAUUCGUCACGACCCUACACACAGCCACCUCCGCAGACUUGUCUGUCUCUAUCCUAGAUGGCACUGGUAUCGAUGUGAACCUUGGCGUUCCUAAAAAGAAGCAAGAGCUCAUCAGUGUUAGCAACGAAGUUCUACUCAGCUCUGGGCCAAAAGGUAACAAGUACGUGCCCCCUAAAUUCCCAAAAGGCAAGGAAUACUCUGACUGCUUCGAUAAACUGUCCACUAUUCUCGGUAUAACAGUUUGCGGACAGGUCUCUUAUCCCUACAAGGAUCUCAGUAUCAUUACUCAGAAACCUCUGUUCCCGUUAAGUGGACCAACCAAGCUUGCCGUCACUCUGGAAUACACCGAUGUCAGCAGCUAUCACUUCAGGGUUAAUCUCAACAAACAGGAUCCUCAGAAACGUUCCUUCGAAGUUCUGCUGGACACUCCGAACAGUAAAACCAACAGGCGCGUAUCCAUGACCCUAGAAGCGGGUCUGGAGCCCAACAUAUACGGCAAGAUAGCUCUAGACACGCCUAUCAAGAAAGCUUCCUUGGAAGUGGUACUUAAGAAUAAUGCUCAGGAAAUUUCCCUCUCGAUCAUCGCUAAUCAUGAUCACAACGAGUACUUUGGUCGUAUCGGAAUGCUGGCUAACGGAAACAAGUUCAAACCGGUGCUGGAGUACAAAGUACCCAAGCACAUCGAGAAGUUAGCCAGCUCGAAGACAGGAUUUGAUCCAGGGCAACAGUAUGAACUGCAAGGCACCGUGGAGGUGUCAAAUUACCACGGUGGUCGAAAGUACGUGCUCGACAAGGUAGCUCUCGUCGUGAGUGGCCAGAAAUUGGUGGUCGCCGAUGGAUCACUCGCAGUGACACCCAAUGCUAUGAAUAUGAACAUGAAACUCGGCUACGUGAACGAAGAGUUGACUAUUGAACUGGAUAGUCAGAAAUCAGACAAGGAUUACAAACUUUCCCUCGCCACUGCGUCACCCAGCAAUCCUCAGCUCGGCGUUAAGCUUAACUGGGAGGUGAAGACGGCUGAGAAUGGCGUAGAGAACCAUCUGACCUACAGUACAAGUCCACAUGAUGAGGCAAAUCGCAUGUCGCUGGAUCAGAAGCUAACUUUCAUCUUGAAUAGAGCAAACCUGCAUCUGUUCACGUCUAACGAGCUCAAGUAUCCCGCGGCCAACCUGAAAUUUAAGUACAACGGUAAGCUCACCAGCAAGACGGUCGACAGUGACUUAGAACUAAAAUACAAGAACUUCACACUUGGCGCAGAACUGUCAGGCAAGUUAGACACAGAAAAACCUGGCGAUUACGAGGUCGAAUUGGAAGGUGAGUUAAUGGAGAACAGCGUCGAACUGAAGGCCAAACGACAAACCCUAGACGCACACAAGAGCAAGUAUACCAAUUCCCUGAAACUCUCCCCAGGCGGCAAAUACAGCGCAGAUGCGUUAGUGACCCAUGACGUGAGUAAGAACAACAUAAACUUGCAACUAGAAGUUGAUGUCGAUCUAAAUGGAAAGAAGGCGAAGGUCGACACAGGCCUAGAAGCUAACCCUCAACUACUGAACUCGAACCUCAACGUGAAAGUAGAAGGUACGAAGUACAUCGAGUUCAUGUUGAAAGCCAAACGAAGCCCCAAUAUUAGCGGCACCCUGCUUCUGAACCUGAAAAACUACCUGACAGCCAAUGGUCAGUACGAUAGCGAGAGCCAAAAGAGAGGAAACCUGAAUCUGGUCGUCGAUAUGCCCAAAAUCAAACGAAAGAUCAAGGCAGUUGGUAACGUGGAGAUCUCAGGACCUCAGUACACAGGCAACUUCGAGCUUAUGUAUGAUGUUGACAACGAUUCAAGCAAGGUCAUCAAACUGUCCACUUCGACUAUGAUCGCCGCGAAAUCCUUGAACACGAAGAACGUGAUAGAGUUCUUGACUUAUAAACUGCUAGUGAACGCUGAAAGUGAAGUAAAGGGAGACGACAAGGACGAGCAGAUCCAACUGCACGUCGACGUCACUCUACCGAAUAAACGGUACCUGGUGUACGAGAGUAAAAGCAGUACGUCCCGAGGGGAGAACAAGUACAGUAUGCAGAUCGAUAGUUCGCUGGCUGAUCACGAACAGGCUUCCGGACCAGCCAGGAAGCUAAGCUACAGCAUUGACAUGAAUUCCAACAACCAGGCGCAAACUUCUUGGGGUAAAGCUCAGGUGAAGUUCGUGGACACCGAGGGCAAGAGCACAGAACUGUCGCUCAAUGCGAAUAAGAAAACGCAGAUGGAUAAGCAUGAAACGAAGAAACUGAGCGGUGAACUGAAGUCGGAUCAUCUACCUAGGAAUUUCCAGGUUCAGCUGGACAAGACUGAGGGCGACAAUAUGUUUUCGUACAACGUCAAGUUGGCUUCAGGAGAUGAUCUCUUAUGGACGCACAAUAUACAACAACAAAUUGGAAACGAGAACGAGCAGAACAAUCUGAGCAAUCUAUUGGAAGUUAAAUUGCCCUACGAGAAGCUAAGCCAGUUGAAACUCAUGGUCCUCUUGAACUGGUUGAACUCGAUCGAGAAGAAUGUCUUUAAUGUGGGGAGCAAUGUAAAACUGACGUACAACAACGAUAAGAAGAUCGAGAUGGACUUGCAAAUGAAGGAUAAGGGAUGGUAUAACACGGAAAGUGUGAAGGAGGGUGACGGGAAACUCGCUUUGAACGUCCUGGAUCUUCCACGUAUGGAACUGUCAGGAAAAUACAAGUACGACCCUACACCUGCCAAGCAGACGGUUAAUUUAGUUAUGGAUGGUCAUUAUGGAGACAGGACGUUCUCCCUCACAUCUGACAACGAAUACUAUCCUCUGGAGAAGAUAGUCAAUUUGAGGGCUAAAGCCAAUUUACUCCUGGAUUCUUUGCGCAACGCUGAUCUACAAGUCUCUUACAAGAGGAUGGUGGAAGAGAACAGAGUGAUACUCGAAUGUACAGCCGUAGCUGAUGGCAAGAAGUACGCACUGAACAGCGAGGUUCAGAACCUGGACACCAACAAACUCUUCCGCGUAAUAUUCAGGUCUCCUAAAGGGAAAACAGAGAUACUUUCCAAGUUCCAAAAACUUGGUAGCAAAGAGUACAAAGGCGAAUGGAGAGUGGAGACACCAAAGGGAUUCGUGGUAGCUGAUGCUCACGUGGACCUUGAAAGCGUCGACAACUUCGUGAUCAACGCAAACUUCGACAGUGACAAGGUGACACAUCGCAAGAUCCAUGCUGAGAUCUCCAACAAACCAGCAGUGAAGCUUGGAAAGAGCAUCCUCAUUACUGUCACCAGCGAUGGCCAGAAUAUCGUGACUGGAAGCACAAGCUACAAGCAACGUGAGGAGGACGGAAAGAUCGUGGUGGAGGGCAAUGGAAACUUGAAGGUCGGCGACAAUACCAGGAGCUCCUCGUUCAAGUAUACCCGUCAGCAGUUAAGACGUGAAACAGACGGAGAAUUUGGUAUGGCGAUGAUGUUGAACGCGAACUUUGGCCCGUCUGCCAUAGUGGGUGAAUUGAAGCUAACGAACAAGGAGAUACACGUGUUGAACAGCUAUUGCGAGCAGAGCAAGGAUUGCGCUCAGUUCAAGCUACAGUCGAUCCUCAACGCUGAACAAGAAUCUCGGGUGAAACAUCAACUAACGGUGGAGGUUGACCUGAAGAAGUUCAACGUACCUGCUGAAUUUGGUUUGAAAACCACGACGGAGUUGAAGAACCCGAUAUUCGAUCACAUCACGAACAUUUACGUCCAUUCCUCGAAGGACAAGUCUGAAUACACUUACCAACUGUAUAUUCAUCCUAAAGAAGCAGCUACCAUCUUGGCUCUGCCUUCGCGCGAAAUGGCCGCCGUCUUCGUGUACGAUCUACCUAAGAGCAAACACACCGGUGCAUACAAGAUGGACCUGUCCCUCUAUCUGGAUAGGAAGAACAAACCAACGGAAAAGACCAGUCUGUCUUUCAAUGGAGACGUCGAUAUAGACAAGAACAAUCAAGGUGCAUCUGGAGAAAUCAAAUUCACGUAUCCAACGCAGACGAAGGAUAUGAUAUUGAAAGGCAACGUUAAACUGAGCCAGCUCCUCAAAAUGUCCGCCAAUCUGGACAUCGACGUGUUCGCCAAAAGGUCUCAGAAGAUCUCAAUCUCCGCUAACCUAGACAGGCAAUCGUCCUCAGAGAACAACAACAACAUCACCGGUUUGAUCGAAGUGACCAGCCGUGGCCAACAACUGAAACUCGAUCUGAAAUCUCACUUGGCAGUCUCGAUGGGCGACGAUAAGAAAAUAACAUUUGGCAGUUUCUUCACCUACAACGACGUGAAACAGAAACCAAGGACACUGGGUGGCUUCUUCUCGGCAGACUGCAAUCACGUGUCCUUGGUGCUCUCUUUGCCUGACAGGGAGCUGCUGAAGGAUAACUGGAAAAUGCAGUUCUCGAGGAACGUACAGAAGAUAGACAGAGAAGUGACAGCUUUAGGCGACACUCAAGUUCUAUCUUUCGAGGCUAACGAUCUGAACAGAUUCAAACUCGAGGUGUACCUGAAAGAUAACCCCAACAACAAACUCAGCGUCAAUGGUCAACUGAUCCUCGGCCAACUGGGAGGAAUCCACGUAGAUACGUACAAAGAUGGCGCGAAGAAGAGCCUGUUCCACGUUUUGGUCCACCUGGACGAGAAGCGUUUCCUGAAACCAGAUUUUGGUUACAGCAAAGAGAACGUUGCCGAAUUACUGGAAAUCGUUAAGAACAAGAAUACCGAACGUCUGAAGAAAAUAAAAGAGAUCAACGAGUACGUGCUAGAGCAACUGAAGAUAGAAGGCACAGACUUCCUGGAGCACCUGAAGAAGGCGCAACCGAACAUGAAACCUCUUAUGGAGUACUAUGAAACAGAACUGAACAAGAUAAAGGACGAAAUGAAUGCCGACGAGACCGUGAAAGAAAUUCAGGCCACCUUGAACAAGUAUUUCGGCGCCAUAAUCACAGCCGUAGUGGAAACUAUGAAGCAGGUGGCGCAAGGUUUGGAGAAACUACAGCAUCAACUGACUGUGAUACUGACCGACCUGAAGGAAGGGGUGAAGGCAAUGUAUCCACAGCUAAAGGAGUCCUACAACAAGAUAUUCAAACACAUCACGGAUAUUCUCGAUGCCGCGAUGAAUCUGGCCAACACGUACCUCAAAGCUCUCCUCGAUCAAAUAAACAAACACCAGAAGGAGAUACAGCAUGCGAUGAGUACGGUAUCCGUAAUGUCGCAAGACUUCGCGAAGAUCAUCAUCAAAGGACUGGAACAACUCAAACAGAACCUGAAUGAAUUGGUUAACUACCUCGAGGUCCAACUGAAGACUCUACCAAUUUACGACACUCUUAAAGAGAAAUUGCAGGAGCUGAAGAAUUGGCAAGUACCGGAUACCAUUCUGGUCCUGCUCGAAGAAACGUGUAGGGUAAUGAAGAGUGUCCUGCCCACUCCCGACCUUCGAACACUUGCCGACCUCGUUUGCCAGUACGUCGUCAAGCACGUCAAACACGAGAAGGUCGACGAAGUAAACGAUCUGAAGAAGAUCUACUCGCAAUUGACGACCACGGUACAAUCGACCCUGAAUAUGUUGGAGAAACAAAUAACGUUGGACAACGUGUUGGGCUUCGUCCAAAUCCAGGCGCCCACGGAUCUCAGUCUUUGGUACAAAUUCCCAAUCAUCUCCACCGUCAGACUCUCUAUCUGGAAUCUCUUGCGCAACAAAGAACUGCCAACUCCUUUGGACCUGUACUACGCAUACAGGCCAUCUUCGGUCAACCUGAAAAACAUCGUGCCACCAUUCAGCCAGUCAGCAGUGGUCACUGAUGGAGGACACUUCUUCACGUUCGAUAAACGUUAUGUAGGCUUGGCCGGAGACUGCACUUAUAUUCUGGCACAGGAUAUGCAAGACGGAAACUUCUCUGUCGUGGCGAAUUUCCGGGAUGGAACUUUCAACAGUAUCACGUUAACUGAACCUAAGGAGAGCAUCACGCUCAAUAAAGACGGAAGUAUUUUAGUCAAUAACAAGCCAGCCGAUGUCCCAGCCUACACGAAGAAUCUGCACGCUUACUUGGUUCCGCCAUUCAACAAUGUCAAAUCCGAUUACGGUGUUCGGGUUACGUGCUCGAUCGACGUUCCUAUGGUCUGCGCCGUCCACGUUUCCGGUUUCUACCUCGGCAAGAUCCGAGGACUCCUCGGUGACGCAAACAACGAGCCCUACGACGACUACACUUUGCCCUCCGGAAAGAUCACGGACAAUGAAGUAGAAUUUGGAAACGCGUACAGAUUGAAGGACAGCUGCACAGCAACAGCCAAUGCAGAAAAUGCACCCAAUGACCCAACCUGUACCGAGUACUUUGCUAGCGAGAAUUCACCUUUGAAAUCUUGCUUCAACUACGUCAAUCGAACUCAAUAUCGCGAAGCCUGCAACCGCGCGGUUGCAGGUAGCACACCUACAAAAGCUUGCACAAUCGCCACAGCCUACCACUAUGCCUGUUACGCACAGGGCCUCAUGGGUACCCGUGUUCCAUCCUCCUGCAUGAGCUGCAAAGUGGGAGAUGACAAAAUUGAUGUAGGCAGUACAUUCAGUGUGAAGACACCGAAGAAUCAGGCUGACGUUAUUUUCGUAGUCGAGCAACAGAAUCCAAAUGAAAAGGUGUUCAAGGAGAUGGUUCAGCCAUUGAUGACUGAGCUCAGGGAUGAACUGAAACAACAAGGAAUAACAGAUGUGCACGUUGGACUGAUUGGAUAUAGCGAGAAUAUGAAGUGGCCACAGCACUACACGGUGGAUGGUAAUACUAACAUCCAAGGCGAAGUGAAGAACAUGAAGUUCAAUGAGAAGAAACCUACAGUUACUCUCGAGGAAGCGAAGAACGGCACCAUGGAGACGAAACUUAAUUACUUGCACCAGAAAUUGGACGUUGAACUGGGCACAUUCAAGUUGACAGAUGCUUACGAAGAGGCUAUUCAAUAUCCCUUCAGAGUAGGUGCAGCCAAGGCUGUGGUUGGAGUGAUCGCGAACCCUUGUGCAAAGAGUCCGUUCAUUAUUUCGCUGCAGCAACUCAGGCUCUUGCUAGGUCACAAAAUUUACCGUGAUCUUGGACUCACAUAUUACCACGUGUCGUAUCCAGGCGACCUGCUCGUCUCGGGCAAACCUCAAAAGAAUAUCGUCGGAUACGACCAAGACAGCGUGUACACGUUCGCUGACAGCAAGAAGAAGCCUCUCACCGGAAGCACCGACAUGAAGAGCAAUCUCUUACCGACGAUCAAGGACGUCUGCGCUGACUUCGCGGUUUCCUCUGGCGGAGCAACGUUCAGCUCGAACAACUUCUUGGACGCGAAACCGAAUCAGAAGAGGCAAUUCGUCCAAGUGGUCGCCAAGAGGAUCAGCGAUGGCCUCGUUAAUUUACAGCUCCAGCAGGAUUGCUCGUGCAACUACCAGUACGGUAUGUGGGGCCGCCCUCAGUGCAAAAUCGUUGGUCGCAAAGAAACUCCGAGAGCCGGCUAGGGUGGAGAGGUUUAAAUCGAGAGCGUCCCGCGCUCCAUCAUUACUGAUUAAUUUAGGUGUAUUGUUUGUUACUUUGUUAUAAUACGGCAGGCGUAUUUUGA
Messenger RNA from Eufriesea mexicana, 10295 nucleotides. It is a transcript of the gene apolpp, whose product is annotated as retinoid- and fatty-acid binding glycoprotein apolipophorin. Gene Ontology annotation, biological process: lipid transport. Gene Ontology annotation, molecular function: lipid carrier activity. Bases 82 to 10194 code for a protein of 3370 amino acids. The transcript is spliced from 26 exons. The record is from RefSeq and is a predicted model, not a curated record. NCBI's taxonomy places the organism in Eukaryota, Metazoa, Arthropoda, Insecta, Hymenoptera, Apidae.